Molecule: messenger RNA, 1428 nt
Organism: Beauveria bassiana ARSEF 2860
Lineage: Eukaryota; Fungi; Ascomycota; Sordariomycetes; Hypocreales; Cordycipitaceae
Product: endonuclease/Exonuclease/phosphatase protein
Exons: 2
Coding region: 1-1428 (475 amino acids)
Biological process (GO): phosphatidylinositol dephosphorylation
Molecular function (GO): phosphatidylinositol-4,5-bisphosphate 5-phosphatase activity
Source: RefSeq, a predicted model, not a curated record
AUGGCACCCUCAAAAGUUGACCUUCUUUUUCUAACAUUCAACUGCGCGAAAGCUUUGAUAAAUACUGCGGUAUUUGCCAACCAUCUAGAGGCGGCCUUCGGCCAGAAUGCCACAGACCUGCCGGACCUCGUUGUCUUGUCCCUCCAGGAGGUUGCGCCAUUGAGCUAUGCAUUCAUCGGCGAUUAUUUCCUACGGCCCUACAUCGAACGUUUUGACACUGCCGUUAAUCAAGCUGCAUCCCAGUAUGAUCUGAAGCUCGGAGUGGCCGACGGGACACCAUCUGCUGCCGAACGAACGACACAGCGAAAACGCUACGAGCUGAUGAAGUCAAAAAAUGUUGGGUAUACGGCCAUUCUUCUGUUUGCCAGGGACUCGAGUCGUAUCAAGGACAUAAUGGGUGCUGAAGUUGGAUUUGGUGCUGCCGACAUGGGAAAUAAGGGUGCUGUCGGUCUCAGAAUCCUUUACGAUGCAGGAGAGUGCGGCUCUGCAAAUCUCACGUUCGUCGCAACACACUUAGCCGCCAUGGAAUGGAAUCUACCUCGUCGCAAUGCCAAUUGGGCUUCUAUCAUGCGAUGCAUGGCAUUCGGAGACCCGUUACCUCUGCUCGAGAGAAUGCGCAGUGGUAGCCUCAAGCCACCUGACGACGACUCGGAAGGAGAAGGCGUGGGAUUAUUACAAAGAGAUCGGCAUCCACCAGACACGGGUGCGUUACAAAAGCAACUGCACGAGCUAUCUCUCUUCAAACCUACUUCGCAUCUUUUUGUCGGCGGAGACCUCAACUACCGUAUAUCCACUAGCUCUCCGCCCCCGAAUGCUGCUUUUCCCAGCCUAGAUGCCGGAUCAGAUAAUUAUUACCCAAGGUUCUUCAAGCUAGACCAACUCACGCGGGAAAAGGCAGCAGGCAGGACUUUGCAUGGGCUGACUGAGGCUGAGGUGCACUUUCCUCCAACUUAUAAGUAUGAAGUGCUAGAGAGCGGGUUCAAGGAUGUGAACGAGAUGGAUUCUGUUUCGUGGAGAUUUGCUCCGCAUCGUUACCCCGGCUGGACAGACCGUAUCCUGUAUUUGGACCUCCCCAGCUGGGCUGCUACCGAGCAAGGCAACGGCAAUAUGAAGGUCAAUGCGUACGACGCCCUUCCGCUGAUGCGCACAAGCGAUCAUCGACCCGUUUUUCUUCGCAUUGAAGCUCCGAUACUUAGCUCAUCGGCAUUAACCCCAUCUGCAGAGGUAUUGGCCACCUCUACAGAUCCUCGCGUGCGGCUCCCGACAGAGUUGGACCCGGAGGCAUGGGAGCGUCGCACGGCGGCGAGACGGCGCGAGCUACUUCUGGGUUGGAGCAUGUUCCUCUGGAGCACAAAAGAGGGUGCAUAUAUUCUAGCCACUUUCUUGGCUGCCUCCAUCGGCGGCUAUUGGGUAUAUCACUUAGCAUAG